AUGUUGCUAACCCCUGGGAGAGGAAACAACUCACGAGCGAGCCAUACCUCGCAUGAAGGGAAAGCAUCAUCACAAGUGGGAGACCCACCAAAGGGAUGCAAGCAGUAUAGGUACCAGUUCGUAGAAAGCUCCUUCAACACCACCGAUCAGCUUAACACUUGUGCACUGGACAUUGGAGGUACGCUGAUAAAAGUGGUCUACCUCAGUGACCAAUACAUAACUGAUGGACGUCACCCCACUGGGAAUACCCCAUUCUUAAGUAUCAGAAUUAAAGAGGGACAGAAUCUGCAUCUCCACUUCUUCAAAACAAAUGAACUUAACGAGACCUUAUCUUUUUUAACUGAAAAUGGAUUGGUCAGACAGAAAAUACUUUUAACUGGUGGGGGGGCUCACAAGUAUUUCUUUGAUAUAAUUAAUCAGAUCGUCAAACAUGAGGUGAUUUUUCGGGGGCUUAUUUCCGAGGAGGACUUCCCCCUGUGGGUUUCCAGUACCUACCACUGCGAGACGUCACGGAGUCUAGCGGUGGAGCUACAGCUGAGGGAGAGUCCCCUUACUGAUAGCCAUAGGCACAAGGGGGUCCCCUUCAGCAAAUCCCUGCUGGACUCCUUCCCCACCUGCGAAGCGGUUCGCGUCUAUUUGGUGCACCCAAAGGCGGGGCAGAAAGAGAGAGAAGGCUCUAUGCCCACUCAGGCGAAUUGCGAACAUGUGGGGAAAGCAAACGGUGAGGGAGACAAGUGCCCGGAAAGAGACUUCCCAGGUGAACUAAUUCUACAGUGCAGUAGGAAGGACGAAAUGCAUUGCGUGAUGAAUGGACUGUACAAACUACUUAGUGUAAAAAAGAGUGUGGUAAGAUACGAUUUAUUUUUAAAAACGCAAGUUCCUGUUGGAGUGAAACUUCCCUAUGAACCCUUCAUGAUUGCUAACAUAGGAUCCGGCAUUUCGAUUUUAUUGUCCAAUGGACCCAAUAUGUAUAAAAGGAUCGGUGGGACAGCCAUCGGUGGGGGGACGCUCAUGGGCCUGGCUCAACUCAUUUUACAGAAGGUAUCGUUUGAAGAGCUUAUCCAGUUGGCUUCGCCCUGGGAGGGGACAACCUCUCCAUUGGGGCAAUCUUCCCCGUUAGGACACGCUCCCCCAUUCGACCUAACCCUGAGACAUAUUCGAAAAGACGCAGCUCGCAUCGGCGCCCCCGCGUAUGCAGAGGACGCCCUGGCAGCGUGCUUCGGAUUCUUGAGCAACAUUGUAAAAACGAAAAAUGUUGAAGGCACGAAAUCACUUGGGCAGGCUGUAGCAAGGAGCCUCAUUAGGAUGGUAUCGUACAAUAUAGGCUACUUGGUUCACCUCCUUGCACGGAUCCACGGAGUCCGCAGACUAUUCUUCUCUGGAAAAUACAUAAGUAACCACGAAUGUAUCAUGGAGUCUCUUACCCUGGGGGUGUACUACUAUUAUAUGUACUGCCAUACCAAGGAGGGGGAAGCAAAUGACAGGUGUAGCGGCAAGUCAAUCGAUGGGGGAAGUGUCACUUGUGAAAUGCAGACCUCCUACGGGGAGGGUGGAACUCGUGUGAAACCCUCCUAUCACUGUCCUUUUCACCGACGGGUAAGCUAUCAAGAGAGGGGCAGGGGGACGGUAUCAACUAUUCCCUCGCGUCCGUUUGGUACACCUUCUUGA
Molecule: messenger RNA, 1668 nt
Organism: Plasmodium inui San Antonio 1
Lineage: Eukaryota; Apicomplexa; Aconoidasida; Haemosporida; Plasmodiidae
Exons: 2
Coding region: 1-1668 (555 amino acids)
Biological process (GO): coenzyme A biosynthetic process
Cellular component (GO): cytosol; nucleus
Molecular function (GO): ATP binding; pantothenate kinase activity
Source: RefSeq, a predicted model, not a curated record